Molecule: messenger RNA, 501 nt
Organism: Verticillium dahliae VdLs.17
Lineage: Eukaryota; Fungi; Ascomycota; Sordariomycetes; Glomerellales; Plectosphaerellaceae
Exons: 2
Coding region: 1-501 (166 amino acids)
Source: RefSeq, a predicted model, not a curated record
AUGGCGGGCCGCACUGCCACGAGCUUUUCCAAAUCGAAGGCCUGCCAAGCUCUCGAGCUGUCUUCCAUGCCGGUAAUCCGACCCCUUCUCGCUCUCCUGCACACUCGUGGAUGGGACGAUGGCGCUGGGGAGAAACACCGUAGACGAGGUGCCUGGACCCUCGUGCAUGGCGCUAAGUCAUACCGACACGACCCCAGAGCGACAUCGUCGGCUCUGGAGUGCGAUCGUGGUGGUGCUCUGAAGGGGGCAUGUGGUGCGUACAUGAACGCUAAAAACACAGAGCGUAGGUUUCUCGGUUGCCGCUGUAUCCAUGUUUGUGAUGGUUUCACCGCAUACAACCCUCCGAAGAUGUCAAGUUCGUCAAGUCAGCCGGCCGAGUUGGCGAUGGUUCGCCAAGGGCUUUAUCGUGACCAGGUAGAGAGUCAGAUUGAUUGCGAUAUACCCUCCGUCGUCAGCAGCCACGGCCCUCUCGGAGGCCACACUGCUCCGGCGAGUUUUUAG